AUGGUAUACGGAUUUAGAAAAGUGGGAAAGUAUUGUAUCCUCGUAGCGACUGUCUUGAUUAUUUUCAACAUAGCAGGUGUUUGGAUAUACGAAGGUUCUUACAGACGUAAUAGUCUUCUAACGUGCGAACGGGAAAACAACAAUAUUCUAUCCUCUACAGAUAAGCAUAUAGAAGGUAAAUCUUACGACAUUUUAAUCAAUUCCUACAUGCGUAGUGGAUCAAGCUUCAUGGGUCGUUUACUUGCCUGGCACCCGGAUACAUUUUACUGGUAUGAACCUUUGUGGAAUUAUGACAGCGGCGUAUAUUAUUGGGGAAAGGAUUUGCUUUGUGUUGGAAGAAACAUGUGUGGGCUUGCCAAAAACAAGACAAGGCACAAUCUUGGUCGUGUGUAUGCUACAUUUGACAAUAUAUAUAACUGUAAUUUGUCAGUACUUUCUGCUGCUAUGACAGAAAAUAUCACACUUAUUCAUUCUGGAAAAAUAUGGCAACCAUAUAAAGAAUGCAGGAAGAAGAAAUUGUCUAUUUUAAAAUGCUUACAACAAAUGGAACAAGUUUGUAAGUCUUCAAAACACAAAGCUACGAAAACUGUCCGACUGACUUUAGAUAACUUAGAAUCAACCCUAAAGACAAAUCCAGAUGUUAAACUGAUUCACCUUUUCAGAGAUCCACGUGCAAUUAUGAACUCAAGACUUACUACAAAGUGGUUUGGUUUGAAGGAAUUACGUUUCAACGAUUAUAAGCUACUGCAAGAAGAUGCUACGGAUUUGUGCAAUAGAAUGAUUCACGACUUUAUAGCUGGUAUUCACCUGAAACAGAAGUAUCCUCAACGGUUUUCUUUUGUGAUGUUUGAAGACCUUAUGGAUGACAAAACAAAAAAGUCGAAAAUACUUUUUGAAUUCUUUGGGUUAGAAAUGAGGAUAGAUAAGGAUUUAUUCAAGGCAGUGCCGGUGCCCACAGAUGACUAUAAGUUCACUCGAAGAAAAUCAAAGAACUAUGCAGAUUGGUGGAGAUUACAAUUAAGUGUUGGCGCUUUGGACAUUAUUGAUAGAUCUUGCAUUAAUGCUUUGGAAUGUUUAGGCUACAAACGAUUCUUUACUGAAGAGAAUUUACGCAAUCUAUCAAUAAAAGCUUAUGACUUUCAAAACCAGUACAAGUUACAGAAUAUCUUGAAGACAGAUCACUACGAACUGUGA
Messenger RNA from Ruditapes philippinarum (Manila clam), 1194 nucleotides. Its product is annotated as carbohydrate sulfotransferase 1-like. Bases 1 to 1194 code for a protein of 397 amino acids. Lineage: Eukaryota; Metazoa; Mollusca; Bivalvia; Venerida; Veneridae. The record is from RefSeq and is a predicted model, not a curated record. The transcript is spliced from 6 exons. Gene Ontology annotation, molecular function: N-acetylglucosamine 6-O-sulfotransferase activity. Gene Ontology annotation, biological process: N-acetylglucosamine metabolic process; sulfur compound metabolic process.